Molecule: messenger RNA, 4085 nt
Organism: Megachile rotundata (alfalfa leafcutting bee)
Lineage: Eukaryota; Metazoa; Arthropoda; Insecta; Hymenoptera; Megachilidae
Biological process (GO): cell migration; regulation of hippo signaling; negative regulation of organ growth
Cellular component (GO): cytoplasm
Molecular function (GO): molecular adaptor activity; kinase binding; ubiquitin binding
Source: RefSeq, a predicted model, not a curated record
UAAUGUAGUAUAUAGUAAAUAUGUACAGUUGUGGAUUAGAACUGGAAGAGCUUACUUCAAGUUGUUAAAAUACAGCAAAGAUGGCUGAGGAAAGUGACAGGAGUCAAUUGCCACCCGGCUGGGAAUGCAGAUAUGAUAUACGAAGUGGUCGUCCAUAUUUUAUAAAUCAUUUUAAUCGUACAACAACAUGGGAAGAUCCGAGAGUAAGAUAUUGGCAGUAUUCUCAGUAUAUACAAUCACAAAAUUCGAUGGCACUGAGUUCUGCUACGACUAUAACUUCCCAAGAUAUACCUAUGCAGACUGGUGGAAAUGGAAGUGGUGGACAUAUAGGUUAUACAGGAGCUCAUAGAGCUCCACAAAUCUAUCCAACACCGUCUCCUUAUCAUAAUCCGCAACUUGCAUUUUUACCUCCUAGUUUACAGGAACUGAAAACUCCAUUAUCUUUGAAAUCGGUUAGUGCCAUGACAAACAGGCUUGGGGAUAUGACAUUAGGAUCGCCUACUCCAAUAAAGAAUAUGGAGACAAGUUUAACUCAGAACACUGAUUCUGAACUACAAGUUGCUAAAAUCAAUGCUAUGUUUCCAACUGUUUCUGAGACACAUAUUCGGCUUCUUUUGAAAAAGUACCUGAAGAAUGUAUUUCCAAAAGUGGAAGAAACUAUGUUGCUUGAUAUUUUGGAGCAAAGUGAUAAUAAUGUUCAAAAAGCUUCUGAAAAACUAAUUGAUUUGGGCUAUGAAAAACGAAAUCCUACAGCUCCUAGAUCGCUGACAAAAAGAAAAGAGGAAGAACAAAUGAAAACUGUUCAAAAUGCACCUACUCCUCCUCCGCGAAUGAAAAGUUUAGAAGAAAAAAAUAAAAUCAAAGUACGUUUAAUGGAAAAAUAUAAGUCAGUGCCAGAAAGAGUCAUAAUGCUUGCUAUGGAUAGCGUUGAUUACGAUGAAGAAAAAGCAAUACAUAUAUUAGACAUUAUGGUUACGGAAGAAGCAACUAGACCUUUAUGUACAAGUAGUCAAAGCAGUAGAAGUGAUGAAAGGAAAGAUAGUCCACCAAUAACUGAAGCUGUAAAAUUAACUGCAUCACCAAUUAAAAAAGUAGUUAAGGAUGUAGAAUCUGAAAAAUCUAAGCGAUCUAAAAAUAAAAUAGAAAUACCAAAAGUUUCCCGAGGAACAAGUACUACAGAAGAUAAUGAAUAUAAAUCUCCAUAUUUGACAAAACCUGUAGGACCAAAUCCUGAUUUACCAAAAGGAGCCAACAACGAUUUACUUUUACCUGAUUAUGCACCGUGGUCGGGACCAGAUCCAAAUUUAUUGACGAAGGAAACAUUUGGUAAAAUAAAAUCAAAAGGCCGCGAUACAAAUUUGAUUACUCCAAAUCGUUGCAUUGCUAAAGGCCCUAAUCCAGAAUUAAGAAAGGGUCCAUUGAGAGGAUUAACUCAAGGUUCUAUAUAUUCUCAACGAAACAUGUCUAAUACUGAAAGUCGUGGUAAAUGAAAUAUGUUCAAUUGUUUCUUUGUUAAUUUUUAUUUUUGUUAAAUUAGAAAAAUUAUUUUUAUUUUAUGUAAUGCACGUUUUUAUAUAUUUUUGUUAAAUAUUUUGUUACAAGUUAUAUGAUUUCGUAAUUAAAGUAAGACAUUAAUUGUUAAUCGAUUGAAAUAUUUAAGUUUUAUCUUUGUAAUAUAAGCUUGCAGAACAUCAAUUUACAUUACCAUAGUUGCGAGACCAUAUCGAUAAAUAUUGGGAAAUAUUUAUUAUAUUUAUCGUUUACUCGUUAACACGUUUCGUUAUACUUUUAUGUUUGUUAAAUGAUGUUUAGUUCGAUAUUCUGAGAAUAGAAACUAAAUUUGGUAAGGUAAUAUAUACAAGGUAGUAAAUAGAUUAUAAUUGUAAAGGAAUGUGCAAAGAAGUGUUCAAGUUUACUUACACAAGAAUACUUUAAAUCAUUUUAAAAGUAUAUCAUGUUCUACUAUGCAUUAUCAAUUUGGAAAUAUUACCAUGCUUCCAUUUAUGACAUAUCUUGUCAUUUUUAAGCUAUAUAUAAACGUGACCAAGUUUUUAAUUAGUCGCAAGAUAAUUUUAAAGACCUUUGAUAUUAAUUAAAUUAUCCUAAUGUAUUCUAAACAAAAAGAAUUAUUAACGAACUUCUUUGCAAAUGUAAGUACAAUUUCUAAUUAUUUACACUUUAAAUUUAACAUAUUAAUACUUAUUAUAGCAAUAGUAAUUAAUUAUAUGAUGAAAUAUUCUGCAGUAUUAAUAAUGAUUUUCGUAUUUAUGGUAUUAUACGUUUAUUUGUUAGAUAAAAUUUAAAUCUCACGUUUUAUUUUGCCAAUAUGAAGUGUUGAAAUAUGCUAAAUUUAAUUAGAAAGUUAAAAUAUUUUAUUGUAUAUUUUAUUCUGAUUAUACCAUAAAAAAUUUUUUAUGUUUACAAACACAGAACUAUUUUACUGUGUUUGUUUGUCGAAUUUAUUAUAUUACAUGUACUUGUAAUAUAAAAUAUCAAAAAUCGUUAAUAUUUCAACACUAACAUUUUUUAAGUCAUAAAAAUUGUAAUAUUAUAUAGUGCUUCUUUGAAAGUUGAGAGUAAUUUGGCACUUUAUCUGGCCAAAUUUCAAAGCAGAAUCUCAAUCAAAUUUUUAGAGAAAAACUAAUUCUAUUUCUUUGUUACUUUCAAAAUUGAUACUUAUUAUUAUGAAUUUAAGCCAAUAUAUUCAGUAUUAUAAAACAUUUCGAAUAAAUAUAAAAAUAAGACAAAAUUAAUUAAUUAUGCAAGAAAUGUUUGGAAAGCUAUUAGUUUUGUAAACUAUACACAUUUUGAACCAUAUUAAGUAAAAAUAUUAUUAAAAAACAAAUUUACAUUUCCAUGAUGUAAACUUCCAGGCAAUUAUCAGAUACAGUAUAGGCUAUAACAAAAAAUGGGGUUUCUAAUAGGCUGAACAAAAAACAAAAAAGAAAAGAAAAAAGAAGGAAAUAAUGUUUAUAUGCGUUAUAGUUAAAAUGAAUGUACAGAAGUAUUUUCAUAGCUUAAUCAAGAAUAUUCCUGCCUUUGAAAAGAAUCUAAUAUAUAAAUAAAAGUUAGUAACAGAUGGGCUGUGGCAGAUUAGUUGAGAGCUAUUUUUAUAGCUUUUUGACUCUUGAAGAAACUAGAAGGAAUAAAAUAAUCUAUUUUGACUAUAUUUUGAGUAUUGCCACGUAUGCAUAAGAGUACAUUAACGGGGAAUAAGUAUUUCAAUUAGAUCACUAUUGCAAUUUGAUAUUCCAAUGUAAAACACUUUCUCAUAUACAGUUGUUUAUAUGUGGUAUUUUGUGUACAUGGUACACUAGUGAUUUGGUGUUUAUAUAUUGGGAUGUGUUGCUAUGGAACGAUUACUAGUCAAUAUAUAAAAUGCCAAAUUUUUUUCUAUUAAAAUUCUUCCAUCCAGAAAAUGCUUUUCUUCUAAACACUAUUUUAUGAGAUAUGAUAAGCAAAUAACAAUUUUCUCAUUAUUCCUCUUCAUUCGCAUAAAAAGACAUACAUAAAUUAGAUGUUAUAGAAGAUUGUGUGCAAUAGGUGUUAGUAAAAUUGUGCUAUUCUUAAAGUAAUGAAUGUAUUUUAUCAUAUGUAAUUUGUUGAUCUAUGACAGUUUUGUUAUGUUAAUGGUAUAAGAUAUUCAUUAUACACUAUGUACUCAUACAAUAAUGUUAAAUGUUAAUGGUGUUAACCUGUUCUGUAAUUAAGAUUUCAAGUUCCACGCAAUUUAUCGUGUACGCAUUACUUUAUUUACAGAAACAAAACUAUUUUUAACAAAUUUUAUGCGGUAUGAAUACAUGAAAGAAAAUCUAUAUAUUUAAAUAUUCUCAGAAUUAUUUCUCAUUUAACAUAAUCACUGUAAUAAUGCCAGAGAUUGUAUUUGCCCUGAUAGAGCAAGUCCAUAGGUAAACAAAAUUUCGUCCUAGAUAUUUUAAAUUAAUAAUUAAUGAAAACAGUCCAUACUUAGCAGUAUAAACAUAAUGUAAAUGCAAAUGGUGUAUACUGAAUAUUAAGGUAAUGCAAAAAUUGUAUUUCUCUGUAUUUACACAUAUCUGUACAAUAAAGACAUGUAUCAACAUUUG